Messenger RNA from Acanthaster planci (crown-of-thorns starfish), 895 nucleotides. RefSeq lists its product as uncharacterized. NCBI's taxonomy places the organism in Eukaryota, Metazoa, Echinodermata, Asteroidea, Valvatida, Acanthasteridae. The record is from RefSeq and is a predicted model, not a curated record.
AUGAGACGGCUAUGGAUUUUCAAGUCUCACGUGGACGAGCAGGAGAUGACCAACCAGUCUCUACAAGAAGCUGCAGUCUCUGAAAAUAAACACACCAUGUAGACCAUGUCGUCGCUUCGUAUUAGCUACAUACAGGUGAUAACAGCAGUCAGGCGAUACAUCAACGAACUGGAUAACCACAUUUUGGUGCGGGAUUCCAAGGGCAUCACGGAGGAGCAGCUAUCGGAAUUCUGGACCUCAUUCUCAUAUAGUUUACAGAGGUUUAUAAGCCGUUUGAAGUCGUUUCGGUUACAGAAUGGUUCAGGCAAGCUGGAUCUGCCAGAGUUCAAGCAGUGCCUGGUUUCCUUAGGCCUUGUCAUGGACGUUGAAGACACCCAAGAUGAAGAGGUUUGUCUCAUCAUGAAGAUAGUUGACCCCAAUAAAAUUGGCACAGGCGAAUCAGUGGACACUGAGGGCUCCUUCAAAGUGCUUGCAGGCAACAAGAACUAAAUCUUGAAAGAGGACCUGAUUCGUCAGCUUCCUCCUGACCGGGCAGAGUACUGCAUUUCAAGAAUGGCACCAUACACAGGACCUGAUGCCGUCCCAGGUGCCCUAGAUUACAUGUCCUUCUCAACAGCCUUGUAUGGGGAGAGUGAUCUGUGAGCAGGAUACCAACUGGGAUGUAGUCCAGCAGUUGAUUAUUAUUGCAUUUUGAAAUUAAUCAAGAAUGAAAGGCGUUGAAUCCACCUGAUAACCAAACGGUAGCCUAUAGUAAAUUUGCUACUAGGCUAACAGUGCUAAUUGGUUUGUAAACAGAAUGUAUGCUUAAUGGUAGUAUCAAGCAAAUCUGGUUUUUUUCUCUCACGCUGAAUCAUGGUUUUUAUGUUUAGGAUUUCAUUGAGCAGUUUUGGUUUAU